Sciurus carolinensis (gray squirrel) is the source of this 4686-nucleotide messenger RNA. RefSeq names its product zinc finger protein 569. Gene Ontology annotation, biological process: regulation of DNA-templated transcription. Bases 1053 to 3104 code for a protein of 683 amino acids. The record is from RefSeq and is a predicted model, not a curated record. NCBI's taxonomy places the organism in Eukaryota, Metazoa, Chordata, Mammalia, Rodentia, Sciuridae. The transcript has 7 exons.
CCUAACGCUUCCAACCUGCCCAUCCAGCCAACGUAAAGAGGAAGUGAUUUUUUACAGAAAAAUAGAGUUGGACCGCGAAGGCCUCUGGGAGCUGUAGUCCUCAGUAAGAAAGCGGCGGACCUAUUCAGGUUUCAGUACCAACUUGCACUCCCAGGAUCCUGAGAAAGGGCUUCAAGGGUGGCAGCUCCCACAACAUCUCUAGAUGAUCCUCCAGUGCGGAGCCGCGUGCCCUUAAAUGCCGCCUUUGGCAUUCACACAGCUCGUAAAUAGCUCGGUCCUGCCGGGUGAGCCGCGGGGUCCUCUGGGAAGUGUUGCCCAGCUUCUAACGGAUCGGAGCUAGUGCUGCUCUCUGCACCACCACUGCCACCGCCGACCUCGGUGGCUCGUAUCAGAAUCCUCACGGGCUGUGCCCCUUGGGCGGCGCUGGGGAGUGAAGUCGCGGCCUGUGUUGGUGGCCUGGGUGGUGAGUCCUCGGAAGGCCUGGAGCUCUGAGCCCGGGACUCUUUGUGCUGGGUGGGAGUACGGGCCUGCGGACCCGGCGCAGGUGUCGGAGGAGGAACGCGGUGAGGGGCGACGCCUGUGCGGUUGGUUUCCUGAGACCGUGGCAGUGGCGUGUGAAGGACCGUGACCGAUUAGCGUGCUGUGAUUGGCAUUUGUGCUUUCCCUUUUAUGUUUCGUUGUGAACGUGGUUGCGAACAUGCACGACUGUGGGCUCGCGAGUGAAUGAGAACCUCCGAGGAUGGAAGAGUUGUUCUAUUAAGGAUCACUCAUAGAGUCACCACGUAUUAAAUGCUGUGUAGCAGGUACAAAUUUUAGGUGCUUGGGACAAAGGAGUGAACAAGAGACAAACCUCCUGAUAUCAUGGUACUUACACUGUUGUGGGCCAGAUAAUAAACAAGAAAAGCUGCGUGCUGGACAUGGAUUUGUUAUGCCUCUGGGCAGUGUGUACCAGGACUGUGGAUUAGGCUGCAGCAGAGAGGCACAAGGAGCAUACAGGGAAAGGCCGGACUCUGCCUCCUUGGAACCCUGUCCCUUCCUAGAAAGAAGAGGAAAUGACUGAGUCCCAGGAAACAGUGACAUUCAAAGAUGUGGCUAUUGACUUCACCCAGGAGGAAUGGAAACAACUGGAUCCUGCUCAGAGGAACCUGUACCGGAAUGUGAUGUUAGAAAACUAUAACAAUUUAAUCACAGUAGGCUAUCCAUUCACCAAACCUGAUGUGAUUUUCAAGUUGGAGCAAGAAGAAGAACCAUGGGUGGUAGAAGAAGAAGUAUUUAGGAGACAUUGUUCAGGAGAAAUAUGGGGAAAUGAUGAGCAUCAGAAAACCCAAGACAGACUUUUGAGACAAGUUUUCAAGAAAACACUGACUGAAGAAAAAGUCAAUGAAUAUCCUAAGAAAUUUGCAAAUGCAUUUACUGUAAACUCAGAUUUUAUUCCUACCAGACAUAAUCUCUAUGAAUAUGACUUGUUUGGAAAGUGUCUAGAACAUAAUUUUGACUGUCAUAAUAAUAUGAAAUGCCUUAUAAGAAAGGAACAUUUUGAAUACAGUGAAGCUGUGAAAUCAUAUGACAAUAGGUCGACCCUCCUUGUAGUAACCCCCUUUAAGUGUAACCAUUGUGGAACAGGCUUUAGUCAAACAUUGGACCUCAUCAGACACCUAAGAAUUCAUACUGGAGAGAAAUCCUAUGAAUGUAACAAAUGUAGAAAAGUUUUCAGUCACAAGGAAAAACUAACUAAACAUCAUAAAAUUCAUAGUAGGGAACAGUGUUUUGAAUGUAAUGAAUGUGGGAAAGUUUUCAUUAAAAUGUCAAAUCUGAUUAGACACCAAAGAAUUCAUACUGGAGAGAAGCCCUAUGCAUGUAAGGAAUGUGGGAAAUCCUUCAGCCAGAAAUCGAAUCUCAUUGAUCAUGAAAAAAUCCAUACUGGAGAGAAACCUUAUGAAUGUAAUGAGUGUGGAAAAGCCUUCAGCCAGAAGCAAAGCCUCAUUGCACAUCAGAAGGUUCACACUGGGGAGAAACCUUAUGCAUGUAAUGAAUGUGGCAAAGCCUUCCCUCGAAUUGCCUCCCUUGCUCUUCAUAUGAGAAGUCAUACAGGGGAAAAACCUUAUAAGUGUGAUAAGUGUGGAAAAGCCUUCUCUCAGUUUUCAAUGCUUAUUAUACAUGUAAGAAUCCAUACAGGUGAGAAACCCUAUGAAUGCAAUGAAUGUGGAAAAGCCUUUUCUCAAAGUUCAGCCCUUACUGUACAUAUGAGAAGUCACACUGGUGAGAAACCCUAUGAAUGUAAGGAAUGUAGAAAAGCCUUCAGCCACAAGAAAAACUUCAUUACACACCAGAAAAUUCACACUAGAGAGAAACCUUAUGAAUGUAACGAAUGUGGGAAAGCUUUUAUUCAGAUGUCAAAUCUUGUCAGACACCAGAGAAUUCAUACUGGAGAAAAACCCUAUAUAUGUAAGGAAUGUGGCAAAGCUUUUAGCCAGAAGUCAAAUCUCAUUGCUCAUGAAAAAAUUCAUUCUGGAGAGAAACCCUAUGAAUGUAAUGAAUGUGGUAAAGCCUUCAGCCAAAAGCAAAACUUUAUUACACAUCAGAAAGUUCAUACUGGAGAGAAACCUUACGAUUGUAAUAAAUGUGGUAAAGCCUUCUCUCAAAUUGCAUCCCUUACUCUUCAUUUGAGAAGUCACACAGGGGAAAAGCCUUAUGAAUGCGAUAAGUGUGGGAAAGCCUUCUCUCAGUGCUCACUGCUUAAUUUACAUAUGAGAAGUCAUACUGGUGAGAAGCCCUAUGUGUGUAAUGAAUGUGGAAAAGCCUUCUCUCAGAGAACUUCCCUUAUCGUGCAUAUGAGAGGUCACACAGGUGAGAAACCUUACGAAUGUAAUAAAUGUGGAAAAGCCUUUUCCCAGAGCUCGUCCCUUACCAUACACAUACGAGGUCAUACAGGUGAGAAACCCUUUGACUGUAGUAAAUGUGGAAAAGCCUUCUCUCAGAUCUCAUCCCUUACUCUUCAUAUGAGAAAACAUACAGGUGAAAAGCCCUAUCACUGUAUUGAGUGUGGGAAAGCUUUCAGCCAAAAGUCACACCUUGUUAGACACCAGAGAAUUCACACUCAUUAGCACUCCCUGUGCUAUGGGAAAGCCUUCAAAGGAAGGAAUACCUCAUGGCACAUUACACAAUUGAUUCUAGAACAGAGAACUAUGAACAUGGGAAACCUUCAUGAAGAUGUCAUGAAUUUAUGAAACAUUAGAGAAUUCUUUCCAAUGUGAUCGAAUGUUGGAGAAAGCUGACUGUCAAAACCUUAGCAGACACCUUACUUAUUCAUAAUCAUGUUCUCAUUUAACUCUGAAAGAAAAUACCUGCUUUCAGCAUAUCAGCAUUAUAGUUGAGUUCUUAGCAGUGUACUAAGCAAAAAAAAGAAGACAGGGAUAAAAAUAACAUUUUAUGUAAGAUUAGAAAAUGUGUUGAUAGAAAAUAUCCAAAAAUAACCCAAUAAUGAAUAUGAGACAUCUGUAAAGUUAUAAACCAUGUUGAAGGGCACAAAGGAACGUCUGAAAGUGGAGGGAAAUAAUGUCUGAAAAGACUUGACAUUUGUAAGAAUACAUGUUCUCUCCCAACUCUUUAAAGUACUUCCCCUCAAAAUUUAGUUAGUUAUAUUUUAAAGAAUUUCACAAACUGAUUUGAAAAAUUUAUAUGAAUGGUAAAAGUCCACACAUAGCUGAAACAAAACAACUAGGAAAGGAUAUACUCUAUAUCAUCACCUGCAUUACAUAAAGCUGUUGUCAUUUAAACUGUCAUUGAGUAAAUAAAUGAAUCAGUGGAAACAAAUUAAGGAUUUACACAGAAUUCCAGGAAGAUAUGGGAACUUCAUAUAUGACAUUUUAUUGAAAUCAUCAGGGUAAGGAUAGCCUGUUCAUAAAUGGAAGAUUCACAUGAGCAAUUUAGUGCUCUAUCUUUUACCAUAUACAAAAAUAGAACCCAAAGAGAUUAGACCCGGAAUGUAAAAAGUAAAACUCUAAAACUAUGUUGAAUAUAUUAAAGUAAAAAGAUUUCUUUCAAAAUUCAUAAACAAGGCUGGGAUUGUGGCUCAGUGGUGGAGUGUUUGCCUAGCAUGCGUGAGGUGCUAGGUUUGAACCUUAGCACCACAUUCAAAACUAAAAUACAAGUCAUUAAAAAACACAAACAUGGAACAAUCAAUUCUCUUUUGUUAUAUGUGCACCCACAGAUAUGUAUGUACAAAGAGAUCUAUCACUGUGUUCACUGCAUCAUGACUUGUAUUGCCCAAAAUUGGACUAUAACAUAUAAAUUUCCAUCAAUAGAGGGAUUGAGCAAUACAAUAUGUUCAUUUCUAUGAUAGAAUUCUACACAGUAUUUAGAAGAUACAAAAUUCACAUAAUUACAUGGAUUGAUCACAAUUGUAAUAUUGAGAGAAAAAAGCAAACUGCACUGAGACCUGGCAUAACAUUUGUAUAAGUAAACAGUGCCAGGGACAGUACUGUAUGUUGAUCCUGGGUCCAUCUAUUUAUCAGUUGCCUUUUGAGAUGUGGAAAGGUUUGCUGGGAGUUGUUACACUGAUCUGUAAUAUUUCUUAAUAAAAGAAUGAAGCAAAUAUGACAGUGGUAACAAGUCUGGUUGUCAAAAUCAGUUAUGUGGAGGUUUUAAAAAUACCUUCUUGCCUUAUGUUCCUUUUUUUUUUUUCUU